Messenger RNA from Juglans regia (Persian walnut), 1413 nucleotides. RefSeq names its product transcription factor MYB98-like. Gene Ontology annotation, biological process: regulation of DNA-templated transcription. The transcript has 3 exons. Gene Ontology annotation, molecular function: DNA-binding transcription factor activity, RNA polymerase II-specific; RNA polymerase II cis-regulatory region sequence-specific DNA binding. Gene Ontology annotation, cellular component: nucleus. NCBI's taxonomy places the organism in Eukaryota, Viridiplantae, Streptophyta, Magnoliopsida, Fagales, Juglandaceae. The coding region runs from base 1 to 1413 and encodes 470 amino acids. The record is from RefSeq and is a predicted model, not a curated record.
AUGGAGCUUCAAACUAAGCUGAUGGAAAAUCUUGGCUCCCAACCCAUGCUUUUCUCUCCAACUUACAGCUUGAAACCCUACAUGAAAGAUGAAUUUUCUUUUGGAACUCCUUCAUCAAAGUGUUUGUUGCAAGAUUUUCACCAUCCUGAUCAUGAGUUUCAUGCUAAUGGGUUUGCAUCAAAUCCCAUUUUUGGGGUCCAAACUCAUGGGUGUCAUGAUUCAUUAGAUAAUUUCACUUAUGGAUUCUCAACCGAGUGUAAGCCAUUUGCAGAAAAUGGUGGGCAUGGUCAUGUUAUGGACAAUUUCCAAAGUGGAGGCCGAUACUUAAGUUUUCCUCAGACAAAUCCCGCCGAUAUUGUGGCAACAGAUGAUCAUCAGGGUCCCAUGGCCUUCACAACUACUUUCCAAGAUGUGAAACCUGUGAAUUUUAUCGUACCAGAUGAAGUCUCAUGCAUAACAUCGGAAAUUGGGUACUACAAAAAAUUUGGCAUGAAUAAGAAUAGGGCAUUGCCAACAACUACAAGGGAAUAUAAAGGUCGGAAAAGGUCUAAUUUGGUUAAGGGCCAAUGGACGACUGAAGAAGACAGGCUCUUGAUUCAACUGGUUCAGCAAUAUGGAGUGAGGAAAUGGUCUCAUAUUGCUCAAAUGUUGCCAGCUGGGAGGAUAGGAAAGCAGUGUAGAGAGAGAUGGCAUAAUCAUCUUAGGCCUGAUAUCAAGAAGGAUACGUGGAGUGAAGAGGAGGACAAGGUACUCAUUCAGGCGCAUGGAGAAGUAGGAAACAAAUGGGCAGAGAUUGCAAAGAGGCUGCCUGGAAGAACCGAAAACUCCAUUAAAAACCACUGGAAUGCAACCAAAAGAAGGCAAUUCUCGAAACGAAAAUGUCGUUCAAAAUACCCUAGAAGCUCCCUUCUACAAGAAUACAUCAAGAGCUUGAAUUUGGACUCAAACACGGUGCAAAACCAGACAAAAACAAAUGCUAGUAAUGACGGCGGCACAACCAUUCAUGAUAACACACAGCUCAAACUCAAAGCACUAACUCAGCCAAAGAUCAUCACCAGUACGGAGUUUUACCCUGACAAUUCGGAGUACUAUGAUUUUCAUGAGGUCCUGGAUUUUUGUUUCGAUGGAAACUUGUCUCGUGAAAGCUGUAGCAUUGGUUCUCUUCUCGGUGACUACAUGCAUUGCACUCUAACUGUUGACAAGAAAGAUUUGGACGAGGAAAGCUGGCCUAAUUCUGCUCUUGAUCAUGUGGUUGAUGAUCAUGAGGAGAAUGUAGUUUGUGAUCCAGUUGUGGAUGAGAAAGAUUUUGAGAUGGAUGUCCCAGUACUGGAUAUGAAUCCAGAGGUAGAGUGUGAGUCGAAGAAGGAGCUGGAUUUGGUGGAGAUGAUCUCUCAAAUCAUUGAAAUAAAAUGA